Molecule: messenger RNA, 318 nt
Organism: Aspergillus pseudotamarii
Lineage: Eukaryota; Fungi; Ascomycota; Eurotiomycetes; Eurotiales; Aspergillaceae
Exons: 2
Coding region: 1-318 (105 amino acids)
Source: RefSeq, a predicted model, not a curated record
AUGCAGCUUUCGCUUUUUACCGUCAUGAUUCCCUCCCUUGCGGCAUUCGCUACUGCUGCUACCUCUGAAAAGCGUCAAAUCGAAUCAGUCUCCAUCUUCUUCUACGGCCCUGAUGGUGAAAAGUGGUCCCAGGUCUUCCCCACGGAUAUGAGCUCGCAUCAAGUUGACAUCAAGAAGACGGUUUCUCAUAUCUACAACCCUGGUGGAGCGAUCUGCGGAUUUAAUGGUGUGAAGGGAGAGAGGGUGGAUGUUCCAAUUGGGGACCACAAGCUGGAGACUCCGCAGGUCCUGAGGACGGGAACCUGUGCUCAUCUCUAG